AUGGGAGUUGAAGAUGAGUGUGCUCUUUGUGGCCUCCAUCUAGCCGAAUUGCUUCAGCACCUGUUUAUUGAAUGCCCAUGGUCAAAAGCUGCCUGGUUUGCUCACCCUAUGGGAAUUAUCACAGAUGCAGUUCGAGAAGGUUUUCUACAAUGGAUCACAGCGUGGUGCAUAGAGAAAAAACCAGAGGAUCUAGCUUUGCUUUUUCAGGGUACGUGGACUAUUUGGAAGGCUCGCAAUGAUCACCACUUCAAUGGCAAGCUUGCAGACCCAACAAUAGCAAUGCAACGUGCUAUUAGUUCACUUCUGGAAUUGACUGAGGCUCAAGGACAUGAUCAAUCUCCAUGGCUGGACAACGCGGUUAGGGUUUGGAACCCCCCACCUCCAAACAAGCUCAAAGUAAAUUUUGAUGCGGGCUGGACUGGCAACUCAGAAAUAGGUUUUGGAUUGAUAAUUCGUGACCAUGAAUCUCGCAUGAUGGCUGCAACAACUCAUAUGGAACCUUUUCGUUUAGACCCAACUGUAGCAGAAGCAAUGGCCCUGCGUUGGUGUCUCUCUACGAUAGCUGAGCUGGGACUGGAGGACGUAUUAAUCGAGUCAGAUUCUCAAAUGGUGAUCAAAGCCAUGCAGAAGCAGCGAAGCAAACCAGACAUGGAGCCCAUUAUUCAAGACUUCAAGUUCCUGGCUCAAACUUUCAGUUCAAUCUCUUACUCUCAUGUGAAUAGGCAGGCAAAUAAUGCAGCUCAUGUUUGGUGGGAAUCCCCCCUACAGUUGUUGCAGAAGCCAUUUUUGUAG
Molecule: messenger RNA, 792 nt
Organism: Lotus japonicus
Lineage: Eukaryota; Viridiplantae; Streptophyta; Magnoliopsida; Fabales; Fabaceae
Exons: 1
Coding region: 1-792 (263 amino acids)
Molecular function (GO): RNA-DNA hybrid ribonuclease activity; nucleic acid binding
Source: RefSeq, a predicted model, not a curated record